CCGACACCUCCCAACAGGAGAGCGCUCCACACAUUACAGGCUGCAGGACUGAAUAACACACACUGUCACUGUCACACACAGCACAGGACGCACAGACUGGACCAGGACCCGAACCUGAACCUUCAGCUGGAUCUCACGUUGUGUCUCGUCAGAGGAUCGCUGUCACGAUGGAUGUCCCUCCCGUCUCUUUACCCUGUCACAUGACGAUGAAGCCUACGCACAAACUCUGCACAACUAGCUCACAAUGCAUGCUGAUUUCUUGCCAUUAACAUUUUUAGAACUGAACCAAGAGGUUCUUUCAUCCAUUUUGCUGUAGAAAGUUAUUUAUAAACGCACAUUACCUCAUAAGUCAGAGUGAAAUAACCACACAUCGACUUGCUUUAUUGUUUAAAUUUAAAUUAAUGAUGGCUACGACUACUCUAGCAACCCUGGCUGCUGUCACUACCACCGUGGCUGUGGCCGCUCAGUCUGACAUGUCAGGCUACUUGUGGCUGCUGGUGGUGGGCUUCAUCAUCGCCUUCGUCCUGGCUUUCUCCGUGGGGGCCAAUGACGUGGCGAACUCCUUCGGCACCGCUGUGGGCUCCGGAGUGCUCACCAUGCGUCAGGCCUGCAUCCUGGCAACUAUCUUUGAGACAGUGGGGUCAGUGCUGCUGGGGGCCAAAGUGAGCGAGACCAUCCGACAGGGGAUCAUCGACGUCCAGAUGUACAACGGCUCAGAACACGUACUGAUGGCGGGGUCGAUAAGUGCAAUGUGUGGCUCUGCUGUGUGGCAGCUGGCUGCAUCAUUCCUGAAGCUCCCCAUUUCUGGAACCCACUGCAUUGUUGGAGCCACAAUUGGCUUCUCUAUGGUAGCCAGAGGUCACCAUGGGGUCAAAUGGAUGGAGAUACUGCGCAUUGUGGCCUCGUGGUUCCUGUCACCUCUGCUGUCUGGCAUCAUGUCAGGAAUCCUCUUCUACUUCGUUCGCCAGUUCAUCCUGAACAAGACUGACCCCCUCCCCAACGGUCUCAGAGCUCUGCCCAUCUUCUACGCCAUCACCAUGGGCAUCAACCUCUUCUCCAUCAUGUUUACAGGAGCACCACUGCUGGGUUUUGACAAAUUGCCAUGGUGGGGCACGCUGUGCAUUUCGCUGGGCUGUGCCUUCGUCACGGCUUUGGUGGUUUGGUUCAUUGUGUGUCCGCGCCUCAAGAAGAAAAUCAAACGAGCAACAGCUGCUGCUCCCUGUGAAACUCCACUAAUGGAGAAGACCUCCAGCAAACCUGCGCUAGCAGAGCAGCCGGUGAUACCUCAUGACCCUCAACCCCAGGAUCCCCCAGCUGACAGUCAGAAGGUGGCGUUCAAACUCGGAGGCUCAGAGGAAGCCGACCUGGACAACAACGACAUGGAAGCCAACGGUCUGAACGGCACCGUUGGUCCCAUGAUGAUCACCGACCCUCACAGUGGACGGUCCCACACCAUCCACAAAGAUUCCGGCCUUUACAAAGACCUGCUACACAAGCUGCACAUGGCUAAAGUCGGCGACUGCAUCGGCGACAGUGACACAGAAGAGCGGCCCAUCAGGAGGAACAACAGCUACACCUCCUACACCAUGGCCAUUUAUGGCAUCCAAGGAGAUCCCAAAUACAAGGACCUGGACGGCGGACUGCAGAGAAGACCGAGGGUGGACAGUCACAGCAGCUACAGCUCGGCGAUGACCAGCGGGAGCACGAUCCAGGACGGGAGCGUGACCGAGGAAGCUGGCACGGACCUCCCUCUGGAAGACGAUGAGCUGGAGGUCGACCAACCAGCCGUUUCCACGCUUUUCCAGUUCCUGCAGAUCCUCACGGCGUGCUUUGGCUCCUUUGCUCACGGAGGUAACGAUGUCAGCAAUGCGAUCGGUCCACUGGUGGCUCUCUGGCUUCUGUACGAGAGCGGCUCGGUGGUGUCCAACUCCCCGACACCCAUUUGGUUGCUUCUUUAUGGUGGAGUUGGCAUCUGUGCCGGACUCUGGGUGUGGGGACGCAGGGUGAUGCAAACCAUGGGCAAGGACCUGACACCCAUUACACCCUCAAGUGGAUUCAGCAUCGAGCUCGCUUCGGCAGUCACGGUUGUCGUGGCGUCCAAUAUUGGUCUUCCUGUCAGCACAACCCACUGCAAGGUGGGAUCUGUGGUGGCCGUGGGAUGGCUGCGCUCCAGGAAAUCAGUCGACUGGCGACUGUUCAGGAACAUCUUCAUCGCGUGGUUCGUCACGGUUCCCAUCUCCGGGCUGAUCAGCGCCGCCAUCAUGGCUCUUUUCAUAUACGUUAUUCUGUGAGCUUGUUGUACGACUGACAGGGUAACAGAUAGAACAUGCUCCCUAUGGUCUCUAUCAGUGAUGUUUAUGAUAUCAUUCAAUGUCAUCUCAAGGUCAAACCAAUGACGUUCUCAUAGGAAUAUGUCCAUGAAUGAUGUAGGAUCUAAUAACACUGUCACAUAUCCAGAAGUCUGUGAUCCUGUAUAUCCAUAUGUAUAUUUGUAUAAAAGCAAAAAAAAAAAAAAUCCAAACUUUAGAUUUAAAAAAAAGGAAAAAGAACAGUUAUAUUCUAUGUUUGCGUGUUAAAGGAGUUGCUUGAUUUGAAAGAAUUUCCAUGUAUUUUACUCACUAUUAAACAUUUUUCACUGCUUGUAUUUACUGUGGGAGGGGUUAAUGAGGUCGUUUUAUUUUUAAAUAUGAUUAAACAGCUACAAUUCCCAAGAAAGAUUCAUUUUUGUGAUUUGCCUGAUGGGUCACCAGUGUUUUCCUUUUGUCUUGGGGUAGCUGUGAUGGCAGAGAGGUGCAGAAAAAGCCCUGCAGAGCUUACGGCCUCAGUCUGUGCAUGGAUCGGCCUCGUUCAGUUUAGGGUGCUGCACUGCCUUCAUUCCUCUAAAGUUAAACUCUCUAAAAUGUUCCCAGACGUAGAUUCAACAUGUGACAGAUGCAGAUUAUCACAUAACCCUCGUGUGGUCCUGAACUGUCCACUUACUGGAGCUCAAUCUUCAAAACGCUGUCCCAUGUUUCUCAUGGUGAUUCAGUCGGACCCUGUGAUCUGAUCUCACUGGAACUGGAUUUGUCACUUUGGUAGCACUAAGAUCAUCCGCCAAGCUGGACUCAGUGGCUGCAGGAGGUGUUGCAACAUCUUUAAACUUGGGAAACUGAGACGCACGAUACCUGUUACCUGUUACCAAUGCCAAUGUCGCCUCUGAUACCUUUGACCGAAUUUGGAAAGCAUUUAUUGAGGAUCUCAGAUCUCAUAUUUAGUAUCAAAUGAAGUAAGUCUGAUUUAUGAAUCGUUCUGUGUCUCUUUGUGUUUUUGUAGCACGUCACUUUGUCUUUUAUUAUAACUGUUUGUUAUUAUGUAAAUAUUUGUACUUUUUGUAUUGUAGUGUGGCUGUUCUAC
Larimichthys crocea (large yellow croaker) is the source of this 3393-nucleotide messenger RNA. It is a transcript of the gene slc20a1a, whose product is annotated as solute carrier family 20 member 1a. Lineage: Eukaryota; Metazoa; Chordata; Actinopteri; Sciaenidae. Gene Ontology annotation, cellular component: membrane. Gene Ontology annotation, molecular function: phosphate transmembrane transporter activity. The coding region runs from base 402 to 2291 and encodes 629 amino acids. The record is from RefSeq and is a predicted model, not a curated record. The transcript has 11 exons. Gene Ontology annotation, biological process: phosphate ion transmembrane transport.